This is a messenger RNA of Amyelois transitella, 1629 nucleotides long. RefSeq lists its product as uncharacterized. The record is from RefSeq and is a predicted model, not a curated record. Gene Ontology annotation, cellular component: aggresome; amphisome. The transcript is spliced from 6 exons. Lineage: Eukaryota; Metazoa; Arthropoda; Insecta; Lepidoptera; Pyralidae. Gene Ontology annotation, molecular function: zinc ion binding; protein kinase C binding; K63-linked polyubiquitin modification-dependent protein binding. The coding region runs from base 79 to 984 and encodes 301 amino acids. Gene Ontology annotation, biological process: mitophagy; aggrephagy; endosome organization.
UGUCACUGUCAGUCAGUUCGUGGUCAGUUCUAAUAUUGUUUACAAAACAACUAAAACUUAAUCUUUUUGUGAAAAACAAUGGUUAAUUAUUGCUGCGUAAGUGGUUGUGGCCGGAACAGUCGAUGUAGCAAACAAUUAAAUUAUUACAGUCUUCCAAAAGAGCGCUCACGACAAAUAGAAUGGUUUAAAGCAGCAGGGAGGGAGGACUUGAUUGUAAAGAGCCAAGAAAAGCUUGGCUAUCGGUUUUGUUCGCGCCAUUUCGAGCCCAACAGCGUCAAAAAUAAACAUCUGAAGCCCGAUGCUGUGCCUACGUUGUAUUUACCUGGCUCCACAAACCAAGAUGACUCUGACUCCGAAGUCCUAACGCAUGAAGAUGUGCUGUGCAACAAGUGCAAUAACCCCGUAGUGGGGUUCCGGUACAAAUGCUUGACCUGCCCGGACUACGACCUUUGUUCUAUCUGCGAGACAGUUGAGACGCAUUCCAAACAUUACAUGCUGAGAAUUUCUAGACCUGACAAAGACGAUACAACAGAAAAGAUUUUGAAGAAGUUGAGAGACGUUUUUGCUGAAGUGGAAACCCGUGUUGAAGACAGUAGUGAUGAUGAGCCGAUCACGAAGUAUGUGAAGAACUAUGACAGCGGUAUAGACCUGUCGGAAGACUUGAAAAGCAAGAUCCGUAAGGAAGUAACUAGGGUGCUGUCUGUUAAGAAAAAGAGAAAGAAUAAAACUGCAAAGAAACGUGAGGCCGAAUCAAGCAGAGCUGCCAAGAGACAAAAGAAUACGGAUGAGACUGAGGGUCGUCCUGAGAUGGUGUUUGUCGAUGGUCCGGAGCCGGAGGUGAAGACUGAACAUGACACCCAGCCACCUCCUGCAAUACAAGACGUGAGAAUGGAACAACAGCCGCUGAUUCACGUGAAGAUAAGCGAGGAUUUCAAUGACCUGAUGAUUGAGAUGCCUGCGUCAAAUGUGUAUAAAUAUAUUUAGUUUGGAAUUCAAUCGUCCAUUUAUUUAAACAAACAAUACACUAGUAUAUGUAGAAUUGUAGAGUAAAUAAUAUAAUUAUAUUUACAUAAGGGACUGAAAAGGGAAACUUGAAUUUGUAGAUGUAUCAAAAAUAUAUGACCAUUGCGCAUAGGUCUUAAAUCAAAUACUGUGAAUUUUCACUUGCUACGCUUUAUAGAUCUGUAUAAAAUUUGUAAAAAUCGACAGUAUUUUUAUAAACUCCGGUGUAUAUACCGGAUACAUAAAAUCACGUCUAUAUGAGUCUUUAAAGAUUAGGCCACGUUCUGCUGUUUGGCGGGCUGGGCGCGGCAAGAUAAUUAAAUUAAUUGUUAAUUCCUUUGAUAUGUAGGUAGCUAAAGGCCCAGAAUAACAUAUAAGGCUACUUUUUAUCCCGGAGUUCCCGCGGGAUUGAUAGGGUUUCCAUGCGGAUGAAGUCGCGGGCGGCCUCUAACAAUACAAUAGAUAAAUAAAAAACUUUAUCGAGCAAUGAUGAUGAGUACGUACCAGCUGGAAACGUACAGCCGAUAUAGGGAGUAAAAUGCUGAAAUGUUCCAGAAAUAGUAAGAAAGCGCAUAUAUUAAUGUUUUAACCGAUUCCUGUCUGCUAAUAUAAUACGUAUGACAAAUA